Messenger RNA from Pedinophyceae sp. YPF-701, 729 nucleotides. The record is from the annotation of a GenBank genome assembly. NCBI's taxonomy places the organism in Eukaryota, Viridiplantae, Chlorophyta, Pedinophyceae.
AUGCCGGCCAAGCAGGCUGCCGUGCCGGAGACGCUGCUCAAGAAGCGGCAGAGGGACGAGCAGUGGGCUGCGAAGCGCGCGGCUGCUGCCCAGGCGAAGAAGAAGGACGCCGCUGCCAAGCAGCAGGAGGCCCUCAAGCGCGCGGAGCAGUAUGUCAAGGAGUACCGGCAGCAGGAGGCCGACCUCGUCCGCAUGAAGCGGGAGGCCAAGAAGAAGAACGGGUUCUACACGGAGGCUGAGCCCCGGCUCGCCUUUGUCGUGCGCAUCCGAGGCAUCAACGCCAUGCACCCCAAGACGAAGAAGAUCCUGCAGCUGCUGCGGCUGCGCCAGAUCAACAACGGCGUGUUCCUGAAGAUCAACAAGGCCACGCUGAACAUGCUCCGGCGCGUGGAGCCGUACGUCGCGUGGGGGUACCCCAACCUGAAGACGGUCAAGGAGCUCAUCUACAAGCGCGGGUUCGGCAAGGUCAACGGCCAGCGGACCGCGCUCACCGACAACGCCAUCAUCGAGCAGGCCCUCGGGAAGCACAACAUCAUCUGCGUGGAGGACCUGGUGCACGAGAUCGUGACGGUGGGCCCUGCGUUCAAGGAGGCGAACAACUUCCUGUGGCCCUUCCAGCUGUCGUGCCCGCUCGGGGGGUUCACCAAGAAGCGCACCCACUACGUCGAGGGCGGCGAGGCCGGGAACCGCGAGGAGAUGAUCAACCGCCUCGUGCGCGCGAUGAACUGA